Molecule: messenger RNA, 3078 nt
Organism: Striga asiatica
Lineage: Eukaryota; Viridiplantae; Streptophyta; Magnoliopsida; Lamiales; Orobanchaceae
Source: the annotation of a GenBank genome assembly
AAAAAAAAAAGUGGUCCAAAAGAUUGUCAUGAAAGCCAACUCUCAUUGAAUUUUAAAUCUGAUGGGUCCCACACACCUCCCUCCGCCGCUCCAUCAUUCCGCGCCACCUGCAUUUUCUCUCUCGAAUUAGGGCGGGAAAAACUUCAAAAACCCAAAAAACAAAAAACAGAAAAAAAAUCACAAAAAUUUAGAGGGAAAUCCCUUCAAACCCUACCAUUAUAUAACUGGUUUGCAUAGAUAAUCCCCUUAUCCACUCAUAGGAAAACACAUAUAUCUCCACAAACAUUUCGAUCGGUCGCCACUGGAGUUGCAGAUCAUCUGUUCGACGAAAUUCCUCUGAAAGAUGUAUGUGGUGAAGAGGGACGGGCGGCAGGAGGCUGUCCACUUCGACAAGAUAACGGCGAGGCUGAAAAAGCUCAGCUACGGGCUGAGCAGCGAGCACUGCGACCCGGUGCUGGUGUCCCAGAAAGUCUGCGCGGGGGUGUACAAGGGCGUCACCACCAGCCAGCUUGACGAGCUCGCCGCCGAGACCGCAGCUGCCAUGACCGCGAAUCACCCUGAUUAUGCUUCCUUGGCUGCAAGGAUUGCUGUCUCAAAUCUUCACAAGAACACAAAGAAAUCAUUUUCUGAAACAAUCAAAGACAUGUACAAUCAUAUCAGUGAUAGAGCAGGGCUGCCUGCUCCUUUAGUUGCAGAUGAUAUCUAUGAGAUAAUAAUGAAGAAUUCAGCUCGUCUGGACAGUGAAAUCAUAUAUGACAGAGACUUUGACUAUGAUUACUUUGGUUUCAAAACCCUCGAAAGGUCUUACCUCUUAAAAAUCCAGGGGAAGGUUGUUGAGAGGCCUCAGCACAUGUUAAUGAGGGUUGCUGUUGGUAUCCACAAGGAUGAUAUUGAUUCAGUUAUAAGAACAUAUCAUUUGUUGUCUCAGAGAUGGUUCACUCAUGCAUCCCCUACCCUUUUUAAUGCUGGAACACCCAGACCACAGUUGAGCAGCUGUUUCUUGGUAUGCAUGAAAGAUGAUAGUAUUGAAGGCAUAUAUGAUACACUCAAGGAGUGUGCUGUUAUCAGCAAAUCUGCUGGAGGAAUUGGCGUAUCUGUGCAUAAUAUCCGUGCUACUGGAAGUUAUAUACGUGGAACAAAUGGAACAUCCAAUGGCAUUGUUCCAAUGGUUCGAGUGUUCAAUGACACAGCUCGAUAUGUGGAUCAGGGUGGUGGAAAGAGGAAAGGUGCUUUUGCUGUGUAUCUAGAGCCAUGGCAUGCCGAUGUUUUUGAUUUUCUUGAUUUGAGGAAGAACCAUGGAAAGGAAGAGCACCGUGCGAGAGAUUUGUUUUAUGCACUCUGGGUGCCUGAUCUAUUUAUGCAAAGAGUUCAAACUAAUGGACAAUGGUCAUUGUUUUGUCCUAAUGAGUCUCCUGGCUUAGCUGAUUGUUGGGGUGAUGAAUUUGAAGCUUUAUACACUAAGUAUGAGAGAGAGGGAAAAGCAAAAAAGGUAGUCCAGGCACAGAAUCUAUGGUUUGAAAUCUUGAAGUCCCAAAUUGAAACUGGAACUCCUUAUAUGCUGUACAAGGACACUUGCAACAGAAAAAGUAACCAGCAGAAUCUGGGUACCAUAAAGUCCUCUAACUUGUGUACUGAGAUCAUUGAGUACACAAGUCCUACUGAAACUGCUGUCUGCAAUUUGGCAUCUAUUGCUCUGCCAAGAUAUGUUAAAGAAAAGGGUGUACCUACAGAAGCACAGCCAACAAAACUUGUUGGCAGCAUAGGCUCUAAAAACCGAUAUUUUGAUUUUGACAAGCUGGCUGAGGUCACUGCAAUAGUUACUACAAACCUUAACAAGAUAAUAGAUGUUAACUACUAUCCAGUUGAGACUGCAAAAAGGUCAAAUAUGCGCCACAGGCCAAUUGGAAUUGGGGUGCAGGGUCUUGCUGACACUUUUAUCUUGCUUGGGAUGGCAUUUGAUUCGCCUGAGGCUCAGCAGUUGAAUAAGGAUAUAUUUGAGACCAUAUAUUACCAUGCACUAAAGGCAUCAUGUGAGCUAGCUGUUAAAGAAGGUCCAUAUGAGACUUAUAAUGGCAGUCCUGUUAGCAAGGGAAUUCUUCAGCCAGAUAUGUGGGGGGUAAAGCCUUCAGAUAGAUGGGAAUGGGACGCUCUUCGAGCUAUGAUAGCAAAUAAUGGAGUGAGAAAUUCUCUGCUUAUAGCACCAAUGCCAACUGCAUCAACAAGCCAAAUUCUUGGCAAUAACGAGUGCUUUGAGCCAUACACUUCCAAUAUUUACAGCCGCAGAGUUCUAAGUGGUGAGUUUGUUGUGGUGAACAAGCAUCUUUUAUAUGAUUUGACCGAAAUGGGUCUUUGGUCGCCUGCUCUCAAGAACAGGAUAAUUUACGAGGAUGGUUCUGUACAAAAGAUACCCGAUAUUCCUGAAGAGCUUAAAGGGAUUUACAAGACUGUUUGGGAAAUUAAACAAAAAGUGUUAGUUGACAUGGCCGUUGAUCGUGGAAGUUACAUUGACCAGAGUCAAAGCCUAAACAUCCACAUGGACCAACCCAAUUUCGGGAAGCUCACUUCCCUGCAUUUCCAUGCCUGGUCUAGAGGCUUGAAGACAGGUAUGUACUACCUUCGAUCACGAGCUGCAGCAGAUGCUAUUAAAUUCACAGUUGACACUACCAUGAUAAAGGACAAGCCUAAGGAAGUGGCUGAUGAUGACAAUUCCAAGAUGGCACAGAUGGUAUGCUCGUUGGCCAAUAGAGACGAGUGUUUGGCUUGUGGAAGUUAAAAAAUUUAGCAAUUCUACUAUGCUAUGACGGCUCAGUUGAAGGGGUUUGCUUUAGUUUGGUUAAACUUUCUGCUGGCUGAUUGUGUGUAGUUCACAAACCAUCUCUAACUAGUUUUUAACUGAUUUUUAUUUUAUUUUAUUUUUUUUCUGGUUUGUGGAAGAUUAUCACAACUUUGGAGAUGAUAUUUGUAUAUUAUAUGGAUGAUGUAAUGAGGUUAAGUUAGUCCUAUCCGGUGUUUGGUAUUCCAACUUUGGAACGAUUAUUUAACUACUUGUAAUGAGGUUUUGCACUUGCCUGUUUUUGU